This is a messenger RNA of Amoebophrya sp. A25, 2527 nucleotides long. Lineage: Eukaryota; Dinophyceae; Syndiniales; Amoebophryaceae. The record is from the annotation of a GenBank genome assembly.
AUAACAGCGGGUAGCGACUCUCUUGCUGGCUGCGAGAAUGCUGUCAGCGUCUCUCACUGGUGUUGGGGUGAACCUCAGUGGCACCAUCGGACAGGAGACGCAGCCGCAGCCGCGAAGUACCGGAAACAAGCCGGGAAUGAACCUGCGAAUGGUUUUACGAUUACGGCCACCCGAAGAUCCAACGAAAAUACCAGUCUUAGAAAGGACCGAGCCAAGAACGGUUUUCCUCCGAGAUACACGAAACGAGCGAUACGAAGACAAAUCAUACACGUUCGAUGGCGUCUAUGAAAACGAGCGUACCAGCGACGUCUUCGAGUCCGAGCUAGGAUCCAGAGCAAUGGCACCACUGUAGUUCCCCUUCUUCGUUUUCUCCUUUGCUUCUUUGAUGAUGUUAGUUCGGUGGCGGCAAGGUGCUCGAUUGGGCGAAUUCUCGAGCUUCGCGGGAGAAGGAACAUCUGCCAGCGGCUUCGCGCUUCAUUCACGGAGAGAGUGGGCCGAACAGGGUAGCGUCUGCAGGACCGCAGUGGAGAGAGGCGCCGCAACUGCGUGCGUGUUUGUUAUAUGCGUGCGGGACAAUGUGCGAGGCCUUCGGGCUUCUGAGUCGGAGACACUCACGGCGUGGGAACGCCUGGCGGCCAUGCUUGGCGCACACACCUCGCGAGUCAUUUGGUGAAGACCGGCCACGGAAGUCCAACGGAUGCCGUAGGGCUUUCGGCAGUGUCCUCCCUGAGCUCUGCGAUAGCUCUGCGCGCGCGCUCGGAUUUAUCGUAUUCUAGGGCGCGGGCGUGGGUGACUGCGGCCGCGCUCUUCGCCCUUUGGGAAGAGGACGGGGGGGAAGCUCUUUCUGUGGUCGCGUGGCCUGUUAGGUGGCGGAGGUGCGGCUUGUAUUUGUUACCGCAAGCGGCCGGGCAAGAAGCCCCGGCCCGCAAAAUAUAAGGAUGAGGACCGAAGCGACUCCUGAAUUUGGCCCGCAUGCUCACCAGUGCGGGCAGGCUUCGCAGCUACCUGACGCGGCAGAGCAUUCCUACCCUUACCGGACAAGCUCCGCGGCUGAUGUUGUCUUGCAUUUUUCUGAGGGCAAGCAUGCCUUGGCUUCUGCUGUGCUUGUCGCGGUGUGUAAGCCAACCGCUCAGUUGGAAGGAAUGCCACCGCUGUUCGGGUCGAGUUUCUUUGUUCGGCUCUUCCUUUUCGUUCGGGUCUGGGUUUUCGUUCCAGGUGUUUGGGCGAGAAGUUUGCCGCCGCCCCCUUUUUUUUCAUUCUUGUGCGCGCCUUGCCAGCCUCCCUUUCAUUGUUGGCGGGCGUUGGUUUCAUUCUUUUUUUUGGUUGUUGCUUCAUAUCCUAUUGCCGGUCGGUCGGCUCCGCUCUGGGCCUGCUCGGCCCUCGAAUGUUCGUGGAUGUUGCCUUCGCUAGGGUUGCGCUGAGUGUAUGCAGUGCUAGUGUUGUGGUUGUGGGUGUGCGUAGCCUUAGCUUCGGCACUUGACCAGAGGCGGGGCCCCCGGUUUUUCGUUUAUCGCAAAGGAGUCGUGGCCGCCCGCCCCCGUCGUGGUGCUGUCGUGUUGUUUCCCUCAUCCGCGAUGCAGGCUGAGCCAUGGCAAGGUGGCCGCGCGCUUACCCUGGUGUGGUAGCAAAGUAGCGUUAUGACGGCUUGUUGUCUCUCUGGUUGUGGGAGUGAGUCGCAGCCAUAGCUCUCUGCCGGGCUGGCUUUGCAAGUGCAAACGCUUGCCAGAAGCAAAGCACAUCUUGAACUAUCAGUAUCACUCACACUGACUCACUCAGGUUCGAUGGUCGGCAUUGCACGGUCUUCGCGCAUGGUGCUACCGGAAGCGGUAAGACUUACACUAUGCAGGGCGACGACCUCGAGUCUAAUGCAGGGUUUAUUCCUCUUGCAGUGAGACACAUUUUGCAGAUUUGGGAAGAGUGUGACCCGUUACGCGAGGACUACAAGAUAACUUUCUCCCUGUACGAACUUUACUGCGACAAAGUCCGCGACUUGCUGCAGGAUCUUCCCAAAGAAGAGGCUUUUAGCAAAAAGAGCGUCGUCACAAAGCGUUGGCUCGGUGAGGGCAAUCCACAUCUUAGUGGCGUCAAGGGUAGCGCGGCCGGGGAUGGAAAGUACUUACCUAGAUUGCUUACCAUUCGUGUAAUGAAUUAUGAUGUCAACCUAUUGAACGAUGAUUAAGAGCAGAUCAUUGAACUGUUAGUUCAAAAUGGAGGUUUUUGGAUUUGGAGAGGUCUUUGCUUCACCUGCCUGUCACACGAUGCUCACGUGUUGUUGCAAUUUAUUGCAUGAAACAUUGAUUGUUGUAUGUGACGCGUUAGUCUUUUGGGUAGAAGACAGAGAUUGUAGAACACGAAGUAUGUUUGAAGCAAGCCGCGCCAUCAUUCCUGUCAUCUUCUCAUUUAGAUCAAGUUCAAGAACAUGAUAUUGAGAGGUACCGCAUUGACGACCUUCCGGUGCAGAUGGACAAAAGCGGCGAGGAAGUAGUGGCGCAGCUGAUGAGCGUCCCAAUUGAGUCGGUUGAGCAAU